GUUCCAACUUCUCUCUAAACUUGUGUCUUGCUUCUCUCUCUAAAAGGGUCGUUCUAACUUGGGCGUCGGAGUGCUAACGAACCCCCACCCAAAGGGGUUCGCUGGGCGCCGUGGUGUGCAGGUUGCGGACGUGUCGUCGGGGCGCCGCUGGAGCAGGCUGAGAUCAGGAGGGUUCGUGGCACAAACAUGAGAUUUAUUUGGUGUUAAUGGUUUCUCCAAUCCUCGCUUACAGUCUCUUGUUAAAAUUGAUUUAAACAGGUUGAAUUGAAUUCCGACCAACGAUUGAACAUCAAACCACUUGCCAAACAACUCGAUGGAUUAAAUAGGUUUGCCAACCUUGAUCUCGACUCUCGAGGUUGUGCAACGACGACGUUCCACGAAGGCUGCAAAAUCCCAAUCGAGCGAAGCUGAGAAAGUUGCUGCUACUCCGGUCAGCUUUCCGCCGCCGCGCAAGCGAAGAGAUUCUUCUGCCUUUUCUCUCGGUUUCUCCGGCGGCCUCAAUUUACGUUAGAACUCCCACCCAAGGUCUGAUUCUCCUUCAUCCUCCUUCGAUCCACACUUCGCGUUUGUUUCGUUUCUUCAAUUGCAGUUUCGAUUUCUCUUCUCGGCCGCCUCUUGAUUUUCCGCCACAUAGAACUCGUAUAGAAUGAAGAACUGGUUUUCACCGUGAUGCGAAUUCUCUUUCUGCAUCAUUGAUUUUGAUUAGUCUGAUUACUUUUUUUAGCAGGAAUGGUGCAGUUGCUUCUCUCGAAGCCGAACUCGAGUGGGGAUUGUGAUGGAGAUAAUGAAUUGGGGGAGAGAUGGGUCUCUGUCUUGAACCAGUUAGGUUCUGUUCUUUGGUCAUUGAUGACAGCUUCAGGUCGAUCAGAAGCUCGUUUAUGGCUAUGCAACACCAUUGGAGGCAUUGAAUCCAUAACUCCCAGCCAGCAACGAGACAUCUUCGUGAAGCUUCUCAGAACCAAGCCUACUCAGGUAGGGAUAGCAACUCAGCUACUGCAGAUGAUAUUCACAAAGAGGGCUCACAGAGCAGGCGGAAUUGUAUCGAAAAGGAGUCAUGUGCUUGAGAGAUUCUUCCAAGGAAACUCUAUGCGAAUAUCUGAGUGGUUUUCCAACUUUGCUAAUGGAGCUGGAUUAGAGCACAAAAAGGGCGCCAAGGCGUUGUUUCAGUUUGCAUUUGUCAACCGCGACAUCUGUUGGGAGGAGCUUGAGUGGAGAGGGAAGCAUGGACAAUCGCCUGCUGUAGUAGCAACGAAGCCACAUUACCUUCUCGAUCUAGAUGUACAUCAAACAGUAGAGAAUUUCAUCAAACACGUCCCGGAAUUCUGGUCAUCCACUGAAUUCCAAGAGUCACUCAAAGAUGGUGAGAUUCUAGCAAUUGAUCGGAAGUACUUUCUUGACUUCUUUGUCAGAUUGAUGUUCAAGGAUGAUUCAAAAGAUGUGUGGGAUCUUGUAAAUGAGUUUCUCAUGGAGGAGCCGUUCUCUUCUCUGUGUCACCAUCUCCUUAUAGUUCUAGAAGAGAAGGAAUUCUCUUCUUUCCUUGAGUUGCUUCGUAGGAAUCUAAAACCCAGGUCAGAAGAAGGUGGGGUUCUUUCUUGGCUCGAGAUAAUCCUUUCUGAAAAUGGUGGGUCUAUUGAUCGGGUUCUUUUGGUCAAUGGGGUCAUAAACCAUGGACGCCAUCUCUUGAGGCUACUCCGUGAGGAGGAUAUUGAGGAGCAGAGAUCAGAAAUUGAGGAUAUUAUUUCAAAGAUGUGCAGAAUCCUGAGCGAUGCUAACACCUUGAGCCCUCUGCUGAGGGAGUGCUUAAAGGAGAAAAAAACAAGGGAAGAAGUGAUUAAGCUAUUGGGGAUUCAGUCAUGGGUUAUUCAGUAUUCAUUGUCAGAGGAGUGCAGGAAACCUGAGGCAUGGGAAUCUUUGUUUUCAGAUAAUGGAAUCGGUUUCAAGAGGACAAAUAAAUAUGAUCUGAUAAAUGAAGACAGCGAACCUGAAUUGGGCAGUGGAGAAUCGACUAAGAGGAAGAAGCACAAGAAGGAAAGGAGAAAGAAGAGGAGAAGAAACUUAGAUGAUGACAGUGAUGAGUUGUUGGAGUAUAAUAGGUUGAAUGGUUUUGGAGUCGGUUUGGAAGCUGCUGAUGGGAGCAGUUGGUUGCUAUCUACAGACAAUUAUUCAGCAUCAUUGACAAAUGCAGAUUUGCCAGAAUAUAUUUCGAAGCUGUGUUUUUCCACAUGGAUGAAGCUUGCAUCUUCUUAUCUAGCAUGAUACAGGAUUCAUGCUCCUCCAGCAGAUACCCAAUGGAAUGGAAGGUAAAGCAGUUGUCAUGUCAUCUGAAUCUACUUUUGGCUUUCGAACUGUUCGUCUCUCAGUUUAAGGACAGCUUAGAACCAAAUACUGAGUUUAUUUUAUCUAUAUCUUUCGUGUAAGGUGGGUUUAAUUGAUCGUAUCUGAUUUCUCAAUCUGGCAUGGGUUGCACCGCCACGGGAGCCACCAUCAAUAUAGGUUUGAACUUUAAACUUCGUAAUGGCAUUAUAUGAUUCUCAGCACCUGAUUGUUUUAUGUAAUCUCUCAUAGCAAAUAAUCUGUGUACUGUUGGAUUAUUGGAUAUGAGAUAGAUUGCACUCCACUGAUCCACUAUCAUUCCUCUCAUUAUGCUGAAGUACAUAAAUACAACAGGUUACAACUUCCAAUAUCCCCCAUUCCCACAUUGAAAAAUUGUACUUUAACUGGGGAGAUCUGGAACCGGAGGCAUACAGCACCAAGUGCCCUUGGAGACCUCACUGAGCAGCAUCUUCAGGCAUCCAUCGUUGCGCUGUUGAUGCUUAGAUGAAGUCGAGAAAUCAAAAGCAGCAUAUUAGUUUCUUGGAAACUAUUAGCAAUGUGAUUAUUUACAGGACAACUCGCUACUACUGCUACUACGAAUGUGGAUAGCUCCACGAGGCUUAUAACAGCCCUAAUAUAUAGUAGAGUUUGUACCAUGUAAUUAAUUGUUUACAGGACAAUGGACGAGGUUUUUUUUUUUUUUUGACAAUGGACGAGGUAGAAGGUCAAUAAACUGAGAAAACUGUC
This is a messenger RNA of Linum trigynum, 3060 nucleotides long. The record is from the annotation of a GenBank genome assembly. Lineage: Eukaryota; Viridiplantae; Streptophyta; Magnoliopsida; Malpighiales; Linaceae.